This is a messenger RNA of Arvicola amphibius (Eurasian water vole), 2574 nucleotides long. RefSeq names its product EDAR associated death domain (gene Edaradd). The coding region runs from base 713 to 1294 and encodes 193 amino acids. Gene Ontology annotation, biological process: signal transduction. The transcript is spliced from 6 exons. Gene Ontology annotation, molecular function: protein binding. The record is from RefSeq and is a predicted model, not a curated record. NCBI's taxonomy places the organism in Eukaryota, Metazoa, Chordata, Mammalia, Rodentia, Cricetidae.
UGCCCGCUCCUAUGCCUUGGGUGGCCACCUCGCCCCCUUCUGGUCUUCCCCUCAUCUUGUGUUGGACUCUCUAAAUGUUGCGUCCUGGCUCAACAACCUAGGCUCAGGCUUUUCAAAACCAGGACUCUCCUUGUUCAGACAUACAGGCUCUUAAGAUCUCAAGUCGAAGUUCAUUUCAGAAACUGGGUACCUUGGUGGCUGUGCAGGUGCAAAUCUCAGUCCCACACCUGCCUGAGAGCUGCUUUGCUACCUGAACUCCUGGGAAGCUGCUGCAACGCGUGUGCGCCAGGGUAGAAGACGCCGGCCUCUUCCACAAGACUCCGUUUUGAUGAAUGCCACUUCUAAGAAAAGAAGCCCGGGAGGAAAGUGAUUCAAGUCUAACUUGUGUUAAUAUUACUCCAAUCCCUAGUGCUGCUGUUGCUAGCUUUCUUCUGCUUUGGGCUGGUGUCCAAACAACAGGACUCCAGCAGCUUCUCCCAUGCCGUCUCACAGUUAAGUAAAGAGCUGGCAGGCUGCAAAGGGUUUGUACUAAGGGAGUUAGAAGUAACUUCCCUACUAACACAGUGCCCAGGAGCUCUGACAGCUACUCAGUGCCUCCAACUCUGUGCCUAUGAAGCCAACUCCUGGCCAUACACUGUCACAGAACCCAUGUGUCUGAAAAACACUAGCAGAUGGUACCGUUUAUAAGAGACUGUCUUUACCCCAAGAUCACAUGGCCAAGGAGCCAGUGGAGGACACAGACCCCAGCACUUUAUCCUUUGCCAUGUCAGACAAGUAUCCCAUUCAAGACACCGGCCUCCCUAAAGCCAAGGAGUGUGAUACAGCCGUUUCCAACUGUCCACCAAAUUCUGAUGAGCAACAUCAGGAAGAAGAAAAUGACUUUCCAGACAGCACUGGAGAUCCCCUUUCAGGUGUCAGCAGAAACCAGCCAUGUAAGGAAGGCUGCUCUUGCUCCUCCUGUUCACCCCGGGUCCCCACCAUCAGCGACUUGCUCAAUGAUCAGGACUUGCUAGAUGUGAUCAGGAUAAAGCUGGAUCCGUGCCACCCGACCGUGAAGAACUGGAGGAAUUUUGCCAGCAAGUGGGGCAUGCCCUACGAUGAACUGUGCUUCCUGGAACAGAGGCCCCAGAGCCCCACGCUGGAGUUCUUGUUCCGAAACAGCCAGAGGACUGUGGUCCAGCUGAUGGAGCUCUGCCGACUUUACCACAGGGCUGACGUGGAGAAGAUCCUGCGCAGGUGGGUGGAUGAGGAGUGGCCCCACCGGGGACCCUCGGACAGCUCCAUGCACUUCUAGGAUCCCCUUCUGGCACUGGCCUUUCUGCAGCGGAACCAGCAUAAGUCACAGGGAAUAUGGACCUGCUCUUAAGAUUUUCAGAUGAAAUGUAGAAUGGGCAGCGGUUGUCCCUGAAGCUGGCGGCUUGUGGAAGGAUGGGUUCGGUUUGGGUGGCAGGUAUUUGUUUCUUUUUGCACAUCUGUUUUAAUUUAAUAUUUGAAUCUGUAAUUGGGGAAGAAUAUCUUGUAGGUUGCAUAGGGCCAAAGCCUGUGGUUGGGACAGAAUCGUGCCAUCAUGGAAAGAAAAGAUUGCAUCGGGAUCCCAAACCGUUGCUGUCUCUGGACAUGCCCACAUCAUCCUAUGCAGAGCCUUUGCACUCCCAGCCUAGCAGAAGAUGGGAUGGAGGAGUCACCCUGGCCUGGUCACUGUUGCUGUUUCUGUUGUAAAGGGCUUAGGAGAGGGCACUCUAUGAUAUGGCCUGGACACAAGGGCCAUCUUCUUUAUUUACUUUUGUAACUCAUGGGCUAUCAAUACUGUCAUUGGAUUUAGUAUUUUUAAAAGAAAUACAAAGCGUACGGUUUGUAGGUGAGCAGAGUGGUUAGUAAGUGUCAUGGGAAUGGUACUGGCAAAGACUAGUACUCAACAUCCCCUCUGGGGGCUGGGAGAUUGCUCAGUGGUUAAAGUGCUCACUGCAUAAGAUGAGGACUAGAAUUCAGGUCCCCAGAACCCACAUAAAUGUGGGAUGCUGUGGCAGCCCAUCUGUGAUUCUGGCACUCAAGGGAGAGACAGGACUCCCAGAGCAAGCUGACUAGCCAAGGCUAGUCACAUGGGUGAGCUCUGGAAUCGAUCGAGAGACUCUUUUUCAAUGAACAAUGUAGAGAUUGAUUGAAGAAAAAUUUCAACAUCAACUAUAUGCACACGCACAUGUACAUCUGUAUCCACGUGUAAAAACAACAACACAUACACGUGCACACACACACAGACACACACACAAAUCUUUUAAAAUGCCAUUUGGGGAAGCUGAGGACAUCGGUCAUUGAGUUAAGUGCUUAGCUUAUCAGUAUGAAGAUCUGAGUUCAAUAUCCAAUAUCCAGCACCUGCAGGAAAGUCAGACAUGGCAAUGUGUGCCUGUGACCCCAGUACCAGAGAACCAGAACCAGGAACUCACUGGCUAGCCAACAGAGUCAAAUUGGCAAGCUUUGUGCUCAGGGUGAGACACUGUCUCAAAAAGGAAGGUAAAGAGUGACUGAGAAAGACACCUGAAGUCAGCCUCGGACCUACACACAUACACACACACACAC